CCAAUCGGCAAAUCUCCAUUCCCAAAUCCUUCUUCGCGAAGCUUCCCGAAGGCUUCCAAUGGCAGCGGCGCCGCCGCCCCAGCCUCCUCCGGUCGCCGUCGACGAUUUCUACGAUGACGACGGCUUCGACUGGGAGGCCGCCGUGCGGGAGAUCGACGAGGCCUGCGCCCGAGCGUCGGCCUCCGCCUCCUUCUCAGCCCCCGCCCCCGCCCCCGCGCAGGUGCAUCAUCCGCUGCCGCCGCGGCCCCCGGAGCCCUCGCCGACAGCACCGCUUCACCGGCCACCAGCGGCGGCGGCGGGCGGCGGCGCGGGGCGGCAGUCGACCCUCGACCGCUUCGUCGACUCCUUCACCAAGAGGCGGCAGGAGAAAGAGAGGCCCGCGCCCGCGCCCGCUUCAGCUCCCGCGCCGCCGCCGCCGUCGGGCGUGGAGCCUGGUGGCGACGGCUUGGGUCGGCCAGGUGUCCUCGCGGGCGAGGGGUACUCGCGGCAGGCGGCCGAGAAGGCCGUGGAGGACCGCUUCGUCGAGUCCUUCACCAGGAGGCAGCGGGAGAAGGAGAGGGCUGCGCCGGCGGCACCGGCUGGUGGCCGGAAGCGCCCUGCGGCCCGCACUAAGAAGGGAUGCUCGCGGCGGGCCAAUGUGGAGGUCGAGCUCGCCCCCUGCGCCGUGGCCCUGGACCAAGAGGCGGUGCAGACGUGGAUCUAUCCAACUAAUGUACAAGUCCGAGACUACCAGAAAUAUAUGGUUGAAAAGGCUCUAUUUACUAAUUCAUUAAUAGCUUUGCCAACUGGACUUGGCAAAACUUUUAUUGCUGCGGUAGUGAUGUACAACUACUUUCGAUGGUUCCCCGAAGGGAAAAUAAUAUUUGCUGCCCCUUCGCGUCCUCUUGUUGCCCAGCAAAUUGAGGCAUGUUACAAUACAGUGGGAAUACCACAGGAGUGUACAAUAGAUUUGAGAGGGAAUCGAAACCCUUCCAGUCGAUCAAUUUUCUGGAAGUCAAAGAGAGUGUUCUUUGUCACUCCACAAAUUCUUCAGAAUGAUAUAAAAUCUGGUAUAUGCAUGGUAAAGCAAAUAGUUUGCUUGGUGAUAGAUGAAGCCCAUCGUGCCUCAGGAAAUUUUGCUUACUGCACUGCUAUCCGAGAGUUGCUGGCAGCUCAUGUCCCUUUAAGGAUUUUAGCUCUAACUGCCACACCAGGAUCCAAGCAUGCAGGUAUUCAAAGUGUUAUAAACAAUUUAUGCAUUUCGGAGUUGAUUUAUUGCGAUGAAGAGGAUUCUUUAGUGAAGCAAUAUGUUAACACGCGCAAAGUUAAAGUUGUGAAGGUCCCUUUGGGAAGCAAUGCAACUCAAGUCGAUGGUAUGCUUUUGGAUAUUAUGCGCCCACAUCUUAAUCGGCUGCGUGAUUCUGGUGUGAUUGAUCAUCGUGAUUAUGCAAAAUGGACCCCAUUUGAACUUCUGAAAUAUAAGGAAAAAUUCAUGGAAGCACCCCCACCAAACAUCCGUGAAGUGGAGAGAGGGGAAAUCACAAGGUCUUUUGUAGCUCUUGGCUCACUUUUACACAUCAGGAAGUUGCUUUCGAGCCAUGGAAUCCAACAAGCGCGUCAGUUUCUUGAAAGGAAGUUGAAUAAAGGGUCAUUAAAUUUGAUGCGCAAGAAUGAACUCUUCUGGCAAAUAAAAGAAAAGAUGAGGCUUACCUCGUCUCAAGGUUCGACUCCAAAAAUACAGGUGUUGAUAAAGCAGAUGGUUGAUUACUUCGAUAAGACUGACUCGAAGGACUCGAGGAUUAUUAUAUUUUCCCAUUUCCGGGGAAGUGUCAAUGAAAUAUAUUGCUCACUACAAAAUAUUGAUGAUAAACGUAUCAGACCUGUUGAAUUCAUUGGUCAAAGCUCGGCAGGUAAACAAUUGAAGGGGCAAACCCAAAAAACUCAACAAACUAUUCUGCAGAAAUUUCGAUCUGGGGUAUAUAAUGUUUUGGUGGCAACAUCCAUUGGUGAGGAAGGACUAGAUAUUAUUGAGGUUGAUCUCGUGAUCUGUUUUGAUGCCAAUGUCUCACCACUAAGGAUGAUUCAACGGAUGGGAAGAACUGGGAGAAAGCAUGAUGGACAAGUUGUGGUUUUGGCUUGUGAAGGACAGGAGUUGAGUGGGUACUCAAAGAAACAAAAAGAUAGUCAAACCAUGAGGAAGCUAUUGCGUAACAGUGAGAGAUUUGAAUACCAUGCUAGUCCUAGGAUGGUUCCACAUGUCUAUAAACCAGAAGCUAAGUAUGUUAAAUUGACAAUAGACAAGUAUAUUCCUUCCUUAAAUAAAAUGAGGAUUGCUGUAAAAGAAGCAUCACCAACUCCGUGGAAGAUGUCAGAGGUAGAUAGUCAAUUGAUUUCUCGGUAUUUUGGUGGUUGCAAAGAUGUAUGGAGGCCGUCCCUUAUUGCAUUUCCUAGAUUCCAGCUUUAUCCAAGUGUUGUUCACAAAGUUCCGCAUUCUUUCCGGACAACAGAUAUGCUUACUGAUGCUAUGCAACAACUUCAAGAUCCAUCUUUUUUUAGGCCAAAGUGCGAAAGCCCUUUGCAAGAACCAGCUGAUGUUGGAGCUGUGAAGGGUCAGGAAGAGGAAGGCCUCCAUGCUAUUAAUGGAAAUGAGGCAAUGCCUCAGGAAUGUGAUGGCUUGGAAACCUCAUCCAGAGAAGUAGUGUGGAAUCAAGGUGUUUCUGUGCCAGGUUCUCCAGUUCAGAAGUAUCCUAUUCACUCUUUCUUCAGUGGUGAUUAUGUAACUGUGGAUAGAGGAGGCAAUGUUUCAAUUACCUUUGUACCUGUCCCGCCUCGGACAUCUGCAUUGCAUAAGGACAGAAAGAAUGCAGAUUGCCAUCAUAAAGACCAGAGCAAGGCCACACCUCACAGAUCAGCAGCAGACAUCAGUUGGACAACAGUUGAGUUUGUUCGCCCUGUUGCUAACUCAGGCAAACAUAUGUUUGUGAAUAAUUUAUCAAGUUCAGCCAUGUGUUCCCCCAAGUAUGCUGGGCCCUGCGACAAUGUUGAUGACAAUCAUGUGCUUACACCUCUUCCUCCUAAAACAUUGACAAGCCCGAGGGAAAAUUUGGACACUACCUGCAACAUUGAACUGCCGCAGUCCACCAGUUCAUAUCAGGAAGAUAUGGAGCUUAGUCCCAGGUUAACACUAUAUAUGGAAGAAGGAAUUGUUCCUGAGUCUCCAGUUGUUGAAGUUAGCCACUUGCAUCUCGAGAUAGAAGGAGCUGCGAACGUUGGAUUAGUGCCAAAGCGUGCUGCUCCAGAGUCAUUCAGUGUGGGAGGUCGCACCAAUUUAGCUGGAUGUAAAAAAGGGCCACUGGAUUUUGAGAAAAAUGGUCAAUGGCUUUCUGUUGUGACUGAGCCUGGUGUCUCAGCAACUCAGAAUGUGCUAAAUCGUACUCGAGCAAAAACAGAAGAGCCAAUGCAACCUUCAAAUGUGAAAAUAUGUACUCCUACCAAACAUACUCCUACUGUGAAUCUGCUGCAUGAUAGUUUCUCAGGUGAUUGUCUCCUUAGGUCUGGAGGGGAUGCAUCAGGGUCAGUUCAGCAAGCUCCUAAGUACAGAAGACUAUGCAAAUACGGUGACAAGGUCAAAAGAGUCUCCAUCUCUUUUGAUGCCUGUCAUGAUGUAUUUGAAAAAUGCGAUAUUCCUGCUAGAGCUAUGUCAAACAAAACAGAGCAUGCUACAGGGAAAAAAGGGAAGGCCAAGAGGCAGCUGGAUACCUAUAUUGAUGAGGAAGUCGAAGUGUCUGAAGAUGCUGAUGUUUCGGAGGAUGAGGAUGAUAAUCAGAGUGAAGAUAAAUAUGAAGAUAGCUUCAUUGAUGAUCAGGCAACUCCAACCGGCGAACUUACCCAAACUGAACAAGGCGGACGAAACCGUGGUGACAUGAUGGGUUUCUAUAGGCAAUCACUGCUUACUCAGUCCCCAGUAGUUGUACCCUCAAGAUACCUUGAUGUCUCUGACAAUUCUGCUUCUAGGACUGGAAAUGCAAGCUGCUCUUCAGAGGUUGGGCAUAAUUCUAUUGAGACUCCAAAAGAGCUCCAAACACAUACCAUGACCCCAAGUCCAUCGUACCAACAAAGUUUACUGGGAAGAGCCAGUUUUGUACAGGAUCAAUGUGAGACAACUAUGACCAAUUGUGAAUCAUCAACUAAAUUGGAUUGCAGAAAGAGAAAGCUAAGCUUCCUGCAGCCCGCCGCGAUCCCUGUAAUAAACCUCGAACCCGAACCAACAACUGAAGCAUCCUCCCACUUUGCCACUGGAGUCACUGAUGACAAUUAUUACGAUGAUGGUUUCUUUGAGAACCUUGAUCUUGACGCAAUUGAAGCAGAAGCAACCGCACUGUGGAGGCAAAAGACUACACAGUCGACACAGAAACCAGUGGAAACUAAGAAAGCGUCAGAGCUUAGCUUUGCACCUCCAUCAUUUGACCUCGGUUUCUGAUACCUCGGGUAAAGUGAACAUCCUUUUAGGAUGCCAUCUGGCUACUUGAUCAUCUGGGAGCAUGUCGGGAACUGUGUGAGGCAAUGAGCUUAUCACUCGGGAGCAUUUCUGCAAAGGUUUGAAGCUGCAUCACAUGAUAAUAUCACAGGAUCUGGCAUGCUGCUGUUAAUAUCUAGCUGUGUUAUUUAUGGGCGUGCUGGAAGAUCAGUGGGAGGUGGAUUUUGUGUAUAUAUAUAUUAUAUAAUACAUACACACUGGUGCUAGAAGUGUAUUAUCCCAGUACAGAAUUAUAUAUAUACCAUGUAUAGUCUCUCU
This is a messenger RNA of Panicum hallii, 4774 nucleotides long. RefSeq names its product DEAD-box ATP-dependent RNA helicase FANCM. The coding region runs from base 59 to 4459 and encodes 1466 amino acids. Gene Ontology annotation, molecular function: four-way junction DNA binding; four-way junction helicase activity; ATP binding. The transcript is spliced from 22 exons. The record is from RefSeq and is a predicted model, not a curated record. Gene Ontology annotation, biological process: double-strand break repair via synthesis-dependent strand annealing; interstrand cross-link repair; replication fork reversal. Lineage: Eukaryota; Viridiplantae; Streptophyta; Magnoliopsida; Poales; Poaceae.